AUGAAGCAGCUCAUCAACAAAAACCUCAUAACGUUGAAAUGUGUUCUCUUUUGCUUCCUCUCAGGAAUAGGAUGUAUAUUUCCGUUUCUACCGCUGCACAUGCUGGCAAUUGGGCUGGAUCGAGCUGAAGCACGUCUCAUAUCCGCCGUGGCGCCAUGCGUCGCUCUACUUGGUCCGGCGAUAUUGGGACCGCUAAUUGAUAGAUUAUCAGUGGGUCGAGGUUCUACCGGAGGCAGCAUAGGCCAAAGCGGUUCAGGGAAAUUGCUGCGCAUUGUAACUGCCAUUUGCCUCAUAUUGAGCGCCUUAUUUUACACUUUGCUGCUUGUGGUGCCUUACACGGAACGACACGAUGCGCGGCGGCCACAUGUUUUGUUCAUGUGCGACGCGGAAGGUGCAUACGUUAUGCAGGAGGUGUGCACGGAGGGCAUGCGCUGCAACACCUGGCCAGGGGAAAAGAAAGGAGUGCUAGCAGUGGGAGCGUGUGAAUAUGGCUGCGCGGACGAAGACAUGACUUGGCUAACUGAACCAUUCUCCACCACAUCCACCACCACUACGCUUAGACCCAUGUACAACAGCGUCGCCAACGCCACUGCCACGAUAGAGACGGUGACCGACGACGGUGACGAGGGCGCGGAUUUCGAGCUGAACCCGCCGCACCUGUGCACGGACGGGCGCUGCCUCGUGUACAUGCAGCACGCCGCGCGCCUGCGCCUGCCGCUGUCGCUCACCGCGCCGCCGCCGCGCGCCCGCAACUUCACCGACAACAACGACUACAGCGACGACAACGCCAACAACGCCACCCUCGACAACUGGUGCUCUUACCGCUCUCCAUUUCAAUGUUUGGUGCCGGCUGAUCGUUUAGCCGGAAUCAACACAAUAGACAGACCUUGCCGGCCAGCAGUGCGCUGUCAAGUUUUGGAUCCUUACGACGAACCCGAUGGCGUACUGGCCGACGCCGAAUGUCGUCUGAUUAUUGGCGACCCGGCUUAUACGUUCUGGAGCUACUUCGUACUGAGGUGUAUAGCAGAUAUAUGGCCAACUGCAGGAUUGGCUUUACUUGGAGCUGCAUGCGUUAUAGCGACCAGGGAGACGUCACUCGGGCGAGGCGACGUUGGUCGCCAACUUGCUGUUGGCACCAUUGGACUGGCCAUUUUUCCGCCACUGGCUGGCUUUGCGGCCGAGCAAAUGCCCGACACGCCAUACCUAGUGCCGUUCCUUAUGCAUGCCCUGUUUAUGUUGAUCGGUGCACUAAUUCUACUUAUUGACGGGGGCAUGCCGCUGUCGCCGCCGGAGUGGUGGUGGCACACGGCGGGCGGCGCGCUGGCUGUGCCACUGAGCGCGGUACGGCGCUACGGCGCGGAGACGGCCGCGCUGUGCGCCGUGCUCGUGCUGCUCGGCGCGCUCUGGAGCGCCAUCGAUGCCUACCUGCCCUGGACGGUGAUGGAGCUGGACGGCACGCUGGUGCGCGUGGGCGCCACGCUGAGUGCGGGCGCGCUGCCGGCACUGGCCGCGCUCUGGUGGGCCGAGGCGCUGGUGGACUACGUCGGACAUUCCAACCUCUUCAUCACUGCCUUCAUCUUCUACUGCCUCCGCUACACGGGUUUGGCAUUCAGUACGUCGUUCGCGUGGAUAAUUGUCUGUGAGCUACUGGAGGUGUUCACAUUGAGCCUCGUGUGGGUGACUGCCAUUCUGUACUUCCGACACCUUGUGCCGAGGAAGUACACGAUCACGGGGCAGGCCCUUCCCGUCAUCGCACAUUUCUGUAUUGGGCGGUGUAUUGGAGCGAUAGUAGGCGGGCUGGUGGGGCUGGGGACGCCGCUGGCGGGUGCUCGUGACGUGUACCGCGGGCUAGGCGGCUCGGCGCUGGCGGUGGCCGGCGUCUACCUGGCGCUGUACCACCUGGUGCUGGCGCCGCGCUGCGCCGCGCCCACCGCCGCACCGCCCGCUGCGCUGCUACGAGGCAUGAACGGUAACGGUGCUUCAAACGGAACAUACUCUCCCAUGCGUGUUUAUCACGAAGAACGUUCAAGGAAGGGUCACUUCCGUUAUUGA
Parnassius apollo (apollo) is the source of this 2052-nucleotide messenger RNA. The record is from the annotation of a GenBank genome assembly. Lineage: Eukaryota; Metazoa; Arthropoda; Insecta; Lepidoptera; Papilionidae.